AGCCCUAUUAGAUCAUUAGAUGAUACUGUUGAACCCAUAAAAGGAAUAUAUCCAAAAUUGGGAAUAUCCAAUUUCUUUUUUUCUUUUUGUUAUUUUCUGGGAAAUAUCCAAAAUUGGGAAUGUCCAAUAUUUCAGUGUAAGUGGGUAAACCAAAGCGACAGAGGCGAUCAUAUCCGAUAAUGAUAGUCCCGAGGUGCAGAGACACGGGUUUGAUUCCCGAGGACUGAAAUAGACAAAUCCAUUUUCGUCAGCAACUCGUGGGUUCCGCCGCUAAAUCCGACCAGACAUUUCCAUCUCCGUCUGACUUUUUCCACUGCCCUGAAUCCGACGGCCUACUUUCCUCUCGUAACAGUAAAUUCUAUUCGAUUCUCAGUUCCCAAUAAGCAAAACCACCCUGCCACCCUUCCCCUUUAGCUUCUUCCAAUUCUCUCUCUCUCUCUCUCUCUCUCUCUCUCUCUCUCUCAUUCAAUCCCGGUCGUCUUCGAUCCUCCUCAUCUCAAACCGCACAAACGAUCACGGACAACCCUUUCUACAUUAAGAUCUUGAGUUGUUGCUUUGCAUAGUUCUCAUCAAAUUUUGGUGUGGAAGAUCACGUUGGUCAUUUGACAUGGGUGCCGUGGUGAAUUCCAUAGAUAAAGACGACCGUAUUCCAAAAGAAGCCAAGGAGAUUCUACAAUCAUUGGCUACCGAGUGGGAAAAUGUAGCUGAUUCCACUGCCUUGCAGGUCAUCCCUCUCAAGGGUGCAAUGACUAACGAGGUGUUCGAAAUAAAGUGGCCAACAAGCACCGGGGAAGUCUCGCGAAAGGUUCUGGUUAGGAUUUACGGUGAGGGUGUUGAGGUGUUCUUUGACAGGGAUAAUGAGAUCCGAACAUUUGAAUACAUGUCAAAGAACGGUCAGGGACCUCGUCUGCUUGGCCGUUUUCCUAAUGGCCGAGUUGAAGAGUUCAUCCAUGCACGGACACUUUCAGCAUCUGAUCUACGUGAUCCAGAUAUAUCUGCUCUUAUAGCUACUAAAAUGAAGGAAUUCCAUGAUCUUCAGAUGCCCGGUCCAAAGGAUGUCGUCCUCUGGGGCAGAUUGAGAAAUUGGCUGAGUACAGCCAAGAGAUUGUGUAGUCCAGAAGAAGCUAAUGAAUUUCAGUUAGAUUCCAUUGAAAAGGAAAUCUCUAUACUGGAGAAGGAGCUCUCAGUACUGAAUCAGCAGUUAGGUUUCUGCCACAAUGAUUUACAGUAUGGAAACAUAAUGAUUGAGGAAGAGAGUAAAACGAUAACGAUAAUUGACUAUGAGUAUGCAAGUUAUAAUCCUGUUGCAUUUGACAUAGCAAACCAUUUCUGUGAGAUGGCGGCUGACUAUCACACAGAUACCCCUCAUAUUUUAGACUACAGUAAAUAUCCUGGCUUAGAGGAGCGCAAGAGGUUUGUUCGUAUGUAUCUGAAUUCUUCAGGCAAUCAACCUAUUGACAAAGAAGUGGAGCAGCUAGUUGAAGAUGUUGAGAAGUAUACCCUUGCAGACCAUCUGUUCUGGGGCUUAUGGGGAAUAAUAUCGGAACAUGUGAAUGAUAUUGAUUUUGACUACAUGCAAUAUGCAAAGCAGAGAUUUCAACAGUACUGGAGAACCAAGGCUUUGCUAUUGGGUUCUGUUGGAUCUUCCCCAGACACAGGGACUGAUGGUAACCGUACUACUUAGUUCUUCUCGAGUUGUGUUCACUUGUAGUGAGUUAUGUAUACAGUUGGUUAUUUAGAGCACCUUUGGAUUUGAUUAGAUUGAAGACUAGCAGUUAUUGUUUGUUGUUAUGUGAUACUGGUUUUGUAGGAAAUAUCCCAAGUGUUUUUGUUUCUCAUUUCCUUAGUGUCACCAUUUGGUUUAAUCUCACUGUUUCAAGACUUUCAAGGAUGUGGUGAAUGGUGAUGUUUAUAUUUUCUGAUACAUUAUGUGCACAGUUGCAGUAGCUUGACAUCAUGAUCUAUACAGGUCAGUAGAUUUAGUUGAAGUUAGCAGGUAGAGUGGGUUAGGUUAGGUUGAGAUGAUCAAGAAAAAGUAAUCUGAAGUGGAUGAAGUUCUAUCAAAUGCAAUGUAUUGUCAUGACCUAAUGUUGAAGUGAUCAGGAAAAUUGGAUAUUUUAGUGAUCGAUAUGAAGAGCACUUCAUCUUCAGUGUCUUUGUCAUA
This is a messenger RNA of Rosa chinensis, 2164 nucleotides long. Its product is annotated as probable choline kinase 2. The transcript has 8 exons. Gene Ontology annotation, biological process: phosphatidylcholine biosynthetic process; phosphatidylethanolamine biosynthetic process. Gene Ontology annotation, molecular function: choline kinase activity; ethanolamine kinase activity. Gene Ontology annotation, cellular component: cytoplasm. Lineage: Eukaryota; Viridiplantae; Streptophyta; Magnoliopsida; Rosales; Rosaceae. The record is from RefSeq and is a predicted model, not a curated record. Bases 608 to 1684 code for a protein of 358 amino acids.